Molecule: messenger RNA, 3030 nt
Organism: Penicillium daleae
Lineage: Eukaryota; Fungi; Ascomycota; Eurotiomycetes; Eurotiales; Aspergillaceae
Product: putative ARID/BRIGHT domain protein (SWI1)
Exons: 2
Coding region: 1-3030 (1009 amino acids)
Biological process (GO): regulation of transcription by RNA polymerase II
Cellular component (GO): nucleus; SWI/SNF complex
Molecular function (GO): transcription cis-regulatory region binding
Source: RefSeq, a predicted model, not a curated record
AUGAACGCUUGGCUCGCCGACGCCUCGAAUAUUCCUGGCCAGGAUAAUGGCGCCUUCAAUCCUUCUACCAUCGACCCCUCAGCCGCCUUUCUCCAUGCCUCUCCAAACCCUCAGGACCCCAAUCAGUUCCAGCGCAUGUUCAAUGGCGUGCCACGGAAUGCCUCCCCGGGUUUCCACAACCCUAACCAGGUAAUUCCAUCCAAGCGACCACGGCCAGAAGAUGGGAUGCCCAUGUCGCCGCGCCCUGCCCCGGGUGCCGGUGUCACUGGGUCGCGAUCGCAGACUCCCCAUCAAGUACCAUUCCCGGGCUAUCAAGGUGCUGCAAAUGGAGCCCAGUUCACCCAACACCCGACCCCCUAUCAACACCUCCAACAAGGCGCUUCGCCCAAUGUGGCCCAAUCUCCAAUCAUCCAAGAUUUUGACCAGCAAAGUGUGCGUAUGGGAACCGCCUCGCCAAGCCCAUAUUCUCCUGCCGGCCCACAUGUAGGUGGACCACAUAUGUCUCCCUCGCAGUCGGAUGGCAGCCGUGUGAACACCCCGCAAAAUGGCCAGUUCAUGCCCGGACAAGCAUUCCCUCAGGCCAUGAACGCACAAUUUCAGCAGGGACCUGGAAUGACCUCGGGGUCUCAGCAGCCGCCGAUGCAGGCGCAACAGUUCAACGGGAUGGCACAGAUGCCCCAGAGUUAUCACCAAGCAAUUGCGGCUCAGCAACAGCGGCUUCGCCAGAUGCAAAUGCAACAGAGCCAACAAAUGAAUGCCAACUCUCAGAUGGCCGGUCGCCCCCAAAUGCCGAGUGGGAUGAACCCUAUGGCAAAUCCUCAGCAAAUGGCUGCUAUUCGCCAGAUGCAGCAACAACAGCAGCAGCAACAGCAACACCAGCAAGGCAUGCCAAAGCCCAACAACCCGGAGAUGUUCAUGCGAACGUUACAAAAAUUCAUGAUGUCACGAAACCUACCUUUGGACCCUAAUCCGAUUAUCAGCGGUCGGCCUAUCAAUGUCAUGCAGUUGUAUGGAACUGUGAUGAAAAUGGGUGGCUCGAAAAAAGUAACUGCGAUGAAUCUGUGGCCGAUGGUUGCACAGCAGCUCCAAUUCCCCCAAGUCCAGUUCCCCAUGGCCGCACAGGAGGUUCGGGAAUACCACCAAAGGAACCUGGCUCCUUAUGAGCAGGCAUAUUUCCAAUCUCAGUCCAAACAGUUUGCCGAGAUGCAGCAGCAACAGCAGCAGCAGCAGCAGCAGCAACAACAACAACAGCAGCAGCAGCAGCAGCAGCAGCACCACCACCAGCAGCAGCAGCAACAGCAACAACAUCUUCAACAAUCUCAGCAACAACAACAUCCAGUUGGGAUUCCCCGCCAGCCUAGCGAUCCGUCAGCGAUGCAAUUCCAGUCUCCCCAAGUAAAACCGGGCCAGGGCUUUGAGCAACCCCAACCACCAAUUCCUCACACCCCUCAGCACAGCACUCCGGUCUCCAAUAAUGCUCAAGCUACCCCAGUCAAUGGGUUCGCCACACCCACUCAGGCCCGAAGCCAAAGCAAGCCACCUCAACCGGGUCACCGACUUAGUGUCUCGCGACAGUCACAGCCACCAGCUCCUACGCCAGAAGCUGGGGGGCAGUUCGUUGCACCGUCGCCCGCUCAGCAAGGGAAGUCUUCUAUGACUCCAGUCCAGCAACCAGUGCAAGCACCGGAGCCCAAGCAAGACCAAGUAGUCAAGCGGCCAAUUGAAGACCCCUUCAAGCCCAUGGUCAUCACCGAGCAACGACUUCAUGGACCUAUUCAAGUGGACGAAAUGUACCAGAUUGGCGAAGAGAUUUCACAACUCAGGCCCACUGUACCAAGUUUCGCCGAGUUAGGCUUGGUAGAUAUCCAUGCAGUGACCAUGAGCUUGAAGUCUGGUAUUCAUGCUGAAGUUCGUCUUGCAUUGGACACACUCACCACUCUUUCCUGUCAGCAGGGCUUCCAGGUUUCGCUCGAGAAUACCGAGGACUUGGUAGAGAGUUUGGUGGAUUGUGUUGAUGAUCAGGUGGACUUGUUGUCUGAGCACACUCAAGAAGUCUCCGAUGUGAUAUCCCUGCGUUCAUAUGAAGAGGUUACCCGGGGCUGUCAGUCCGAACACACAUCGCUUGCAGAUGCGCCCGAGUUCGGAAGCCUCGACUAUGAGCUGGACCGUGCCGUGGAUCGUUUGAUUUGUAUAACCACCAUACUCCGGAACUUGUCAUUUAGCGAGUCCAAUUUUGGGCCGUUGGGAGUGCCGUGUAUCACUCAGUCCUAUGCGAACAUCUUCCGGAACAUCGCAACUUGGCACAUGUCAUGCAAAUACCUGGGGAAAGAGGAGGCUCUUAGUCUACUGCACUUCCUCCUGGCAUUCUCGCCUUUGCCAGGCCCCACAACUGUGAAGUCGGGCCAGAUUAUGUUUUCGGCGUUUAAUCCUUCUAUUCACCGAUACACUCCCGCUGCCGUGGAUGGUCUUGCUAAGUUGUUGGCAAGAGAUGACCCGAACCGUAUCUACUUUGGUGCCAUCUUUUCCGGGGACGGUUCUGCACCUCCGCAACCCGAGCUUCUCACUCGCACAUUCGGCCUCGCAAUCUGCGCGGUUCCGGACAAGAAGCCUCUGGCAGUUGCAGAUGCCCGCAUGGUCUUCCUCAUGCAGGGUCUUCUGGCAGCUGAUGUUCUGACCACUUUCGCUGAUGGUGCUCUGGCUAAGUUCUGGCUGGGUUCUGUCGACGGUUUUGCUAUUCACCUAUUACGCAUUUCCUGUCUGCUGUGCACAGAGCGCCUCCCAAAUAUUAACCCGCGCCAAAGUCGGCAGGCCGAGGCUGAAGCAUAUGCUUAUGGCUCAAUCAUCCACCGCGGACUCGCCAUCCUGCGCCGGCUUGCCGAAAAGUCCAAGCAAGUGGCCAAUGCCUCCGCCCUCCAUCUCCCCUCCGGUAUCCUCCCCAGCAAAGAGAGCUUGCUUGGUGCCAUGCUUCUCGCGAACAUGGACCCUACUAUCGUCCGUCAACUCCUCACAUAUGCCAAUCUAGCAGAGUAA